GCUAAACACGUUUCUUCCCGUUGUCGAUAGAACUACACGAUUCAUAUUUUUUCCUUAAUUUUCGCGAGUUAUUUGCACAUUUUAUAAUUAUUUAAUUAAAAUAAUUAAAUACUAAUUGUGUAGUUAAACUACGGCAAUUGUUCGUGAAUAUAGUUGUAAAGGAAUUAAGCAAAAUAUGGAUGCCCAAAAGUUGACAGAAUUGUUGCGUGCAACAAUUGAUCCCAAUCCUGAACAGAGGAAGGCGGCAGAAGACCAAUUGGCACAGAUUCAUAAAAUUAUUGGAUUUGUACCAACAAUUUUACAAAUUGUUAUGCAAAAUACAGUCGAUCAACCUGUUCGUCAGGCUGGUGCUGUUUACAUUAAAAAUAUGAUUUCUAGCAGCUGGGCUGAUCAUGAAGUAGCACCCGGUGAACCCAUACCCUUUUCGAUACAUGAACAAGAUCGUGCUAUGAUCCGUAACUCGAUUGUUGAUGCUAUUGUACAUGCUCCCGAAAUUAUACGAGUACAAUUAUCGGUUUGUGUAAAUCAUAUCAUUAAAAAUGAUUUUCCUGGACGUUGGCCACAGGUGGUUGAUAAUAUUAGCAUUUAUUUACAAAAUCCCGAUAUGAAUGGCUGGAAUGGUGCUUUGGUUACUAUGUAUCAAUUGGUUAAAACCUAUGAAUAUAAACGUGCCGAAGAACGUGUUCCACUCAAUGAAGCCAUGAAUCUUUUAUUGCCCAUGAUUUAUCAAUUGAUGGUCAAUUUGAUGAGUAUUGAAACGGAGCAAUCGGUUUUAAUGCAAAAGCAAAUUUUAAAAAUUUACUAUGCAUUAACACAAUUUAGUUUGCCAUUGGAUUUGAUAACAAAAGAAAUGUUUUCACAAUGGAUGGAGAUAUGUCGUCAAAUUGCCGAUCGUCCCGUACCAGAUUGUUCUCAUUUAGAUGAUGAUGAAAAGCCUGAAUUUGCCUGGUGGAAAACUAAAAAAUGGGCUUUACACAUUAUGGUGCGCAUGUUUGAACGCUAUGGUAGUCCCCGUAGUGUGGUUAGUGAUAAAUACCAAAAGUUUGCCGAAUGGUAUUUACCCACCUUUACUCAAGGUGUCUUAGAUGUUUUACUCAAGAUAUUAGAUCAAUAUCGCAACCGCAUUUAUGUUUCACCACGUGUUCUAACUGAUAACUUGACUUAUAUCAAGAAUGCUGUAAGUCACGCUUUCUCUUGGAAAUUGAUUAAACCUCACAUGGUUGCCAUUAUUCAAGAUGUUCUCUUCCCUAUUAUGUCUUUCUCCGAUCAAGAUCAAGAAUUGUGGGAAACUGAUCCUCAUGAAUAUAUCAAAUUGAAGUUUGGAAUUGUUCAAUAUCUUAUCCCUACAGAUAUUUUCGAGGAUUAUGCUACUCCUGUUCCAGCUGCUCAGUCUUUAUUGCAUUCAUGCUGCAAGAAACGUAAAGGAAUCUUACCCAAAGCUAUGAAUAUUAUUAUGCAGAUCAUAACAUCACCAAAUGCCGAUAAUAAACAAAAAGAUGGUGCUCUACACAUGAUUGGUACUUUAGCUGAUGUUCUACUAAAGAAACGCAUCUAUCGUGAUCAAGUUGAGAACAUGCUUACCACUUAUGUAUUCCCUGAAUUCCAAAAUCCCGCCGGACAUAUGCGUGCCCGUGCCUGUUGGGUUCUACACUAUUUCUGUGACAUUCAAUUGAAAAAUCCACAAAUUUUAGGAGAAAUUAUGCGUUUAACUACCAAUUGUCUGUUGAACGAUAAAGAAUUACCCGUUAAGGUAGAAGCUGCUAUUGGUUUGCAAAUGUUCCUUAGUUCACAAGAUGCUGCUGCUCCCUAUUGUGAGGGCCAAAUCAAGGAAAUCACAAAAGAACUAUUGACCAUCAUACGCGAGACUGAAAAUGAGGAUUUGACAAAUGUUUUGCAAAAAAUCGUAUGUACUUUCUCGGAACAAUUAUUACCGGUGGCCAUGGAAAUCUGUCAACAUUUGGCAACCACCUUCAGUCAUGUACUGGAAUCCGAGGAUGGUGGUGAUGAAAAAGCCAUCACAGCUAUGGGUAUAUUAAAUACCAUCGAAACUCUUUUGACUGUUAUGGAAGAACAUCCCGAGGUAAUGAGUAAUUUACAUCCAAUUGUCAUCAAUGUUGUAGGUCACAUCUUCCAAAACAACAUUACCGAUUUCUAUGAAGAGACAUUCUCUUUAGUCUUUGACUUGACAUCGAAAACUAUUUCCGCUGAAAUGUGGCAAAUGUUGGAACUUAUCUAUCAGGUGUUCAAAAAAGAUGGCAUGGACUAUUUCAUUGAUAUGAUGCCAGCUUUGCACAACUAUGUGACAAUUGAUACACCUGCUUUCCUUUCGAAUCCAAAUCGUCUAUUGGCCAUGUAUGAUAUGUGUAAGAGUAUGUUGACCAGCAAUCCGGGUGAAGAUCCUGAAUGUCAUGCUGCUAAACUUUUGGAAGUUAUUAUCUUGCAAUGCAAGGGACAAAUUGAUUCUGUAAUUCCCAUGUUUGUGGAAUUGGCCUUAUCACGUCUAACUAGAGAAGUUCAAUCUUCAGAAUUGCGUACUAUGUGUUUACAGGUUGUCAUUGCUGCUUUAUACUAUAAUCCUCAAUUGUUACUUUCCAUUUUGGAUAAAAUGCCUCAACCCAAUGGUGAACCCAUUUCCUCACAUUUCAUUAAACAAUGGUUGUUGGAUACCGAUUGUUUCUUAGGUAUUCAUGAUCGUAAAUUGUGUGUUUUGGGUUUGUGUACUCUUAUAUCAUUGGGCGAUGCUAAGCCUGCAGUACUGAGUGAAGUUUCUGGUAAAAUUAUUCCAUCUUUGAUUUUACUCUUUGACGGUUUGAAACGCGCCUACGAAUCGCGUGCUCAAGAAGAAGAAGAGGAGGAAGAAGAGGAAAAUGACGAUUGUGAAGAAGCUUUGUCCAGUGAUGAAGAUGAAAUUGAUGAAUUUGCUCCAGAUUAUUUGGAACAAAUUGCUUCAUUUAGUAAAACUAAAGCAGCUGAAGCUGGUAUUGAAAUGAAAGCUGUUAUUAAGGACGAUGACGAAGAGUCUGAUGAUGAUGAAGAAGAAAGCAUUGAUGAUUUAAAUGAAACCGCCCUAGAAGGCUUUACUACACCUUUGGACGAAGAAGAAGAUGAAAAUGCCAUUGAUGAGUAUGUUGCUUUCAAAGAAGUUAUUACAGCUUUAUCUACUCAAGAUCAGGCUUGGUAUUCUGUACUCACUUCUGGUUUGACACCAGAACAAACUAAAGCCUUGCAAGAAGUAGUUGUUACAGCCGAUCAACGUAAGGCUGCCAAGGAAUCGAAAUUAAUUGAAAAACGUGGUGGUUUCUCAUUUACCCAACAAACUGUACCCUCUUCCUUUAAAUUUGGGUCAUAAUAAUGACACCACAGCAAAAGAUUUCUUCAGAUUUUUUAUCCCUUUAAUAUUACAUUUGCUAAAACGAUAAAAAAAAACAACAAACCACAACAACAACAACAAACAAAUAAAUAUUUAAAACGAAGAAUCAUUUUCACAAUCUUGUUUUUAUACUUUUUCUAAA
Molecule: messenger RNA, 3512 nt
Organism: Lucilia cuprina (Australian sheep blowfly)
Lineage: Eukaryota; Metazoa; Arthropoda; Insecta; Diptera; Calliphoridae
Gene: msk
Product: importin-7
Exons: 11
Coding region: 176-3349 (1057 amino acids)
Biological process (GO): protein import into nucleus
Cellular component (GO): cytosol; nuclear envelope
Molecular function (GO): small GTPase binding
Source: RefSeq, a predicted model, not a curated record